CGUGCUGCGGCCGCGGGGCUGGGACGGGCGGUGCAGCCAAGGGUUAGGCAGCUGGGGCGCGGCGGCGGGGGCCGGCCCCCCUCGUCCCGCCGACUUUAAAUUCUCCCGCACUUGGGCGGCUUUUGCACACUUACCUGCCAGUCUGCCGCGAGUGCCUCGCCGCCCUGCACGCCCAAGGACUCCUGUCCUCUGCUUCAGGCGGAAAAUGCUGUUGUUUGAUUGCAACUCAGAGGUGAGACUCGGAACCUUUUUGUCCCGCAGGCUGAAGCUUCCAGAUGUCUGUCUUCUUGGGAGCGCUGGCGAGGGUGACUGUGGAGUGGCCACUGGGCGCUGCCUCUGCAGAGUUGGGAGGUUUUCAGCCCCAGGAGGGCUGGACAGAGGCAAGACGGGUGCUGGAGCUGCUCUCUUCCCGCAGGUGGAGAAUCUGACGCACCUGCUGGAGGCCGGGGCCUCGGUCAACGCACCCCCGGAUCCCUGCGAGCAGUCGCCUGUGCACUUGGCCGCAGGUGGCGGCCGGGCUUGGUUUCUUCUCUGGCAGCUGCAGACCGGCGCGGACCUCAACCAGCAGGAUGUGUUUGGAGAAGCUCCGCUCCACAAGGCAGCGAAAGUUGGAAGCCUGGAAUGCCUUAGCCUGCUUGUAGCCAGUGAUGCCCAAAUUGAUUUAUGUAAUAAGAAUGGGCAAACAGCUGAAGAUCUUGCUUGGUCAUGUGGAUUUCCAGAAUGUGCCAAGUUCCUUACGGCAAUUAAACGUAUGCAGACAGAAAACCCAAGUGAACGAUCCAAUAGCGAUCACUGUGUUCCGGUGCUCAGGCAGAAACGGAGUUUCGGGAGUGCAGAAAAUACAAGUGGGAAAAGGAAGUGUUGAUGACUUGGCUAUGAGGAGGUGUGAAGAGGCCUUCACUUCGGGCAGAUCUGCUGCUCAGCUACAAGCCAUGGUUUCCGCUCAUCAGGUGUCUAAACUCCUUCUAAGAAGGAGGAGAACUUUCUUCUAAGUGAAGAUAACAUUUAUGAAUGCAUGUAUUUACAUGCCUACAAUAUUGUGGUUGUGCAUACUUUGUCUAUUAAGUUUUUAAAGGAAUGUCUAUAGACUAAAUUCUUUUUUGUGUGUAGUAUUUAUAACCUUUAGGAAAAAAAUCAAGGUUAAACCAUCAAACUACACCCAGGAUUUAUUUGAAAAUUAAACUUAUUUUUUAUUAACAAAUUUAUAAUAAACUUUACUACAGUC
This is a messenger RNA of Myotis myotis, 1225 nucleotides long. RefSeq names its product ankyrin repeat domain 37 (gene ANKRD37). The record is from RefSeq and is a predicted model, not a curated record. Gene Ontology annotation, molecular function: protein binding. The coding region runs from base 206 to 865 and encodes 219 amino acids. The transcript has 4 exons. NCBI's taxonomy places the organism in Eukaryota, Metazoa, Chordata, Mammalia, Chiroptera, Vespertilionidae.